UCAGAUUCCAAGAUCGUGCCUGCGUUUGUUUACAGCGGCGGCCAGAACUGCUUUUGGUGGUCUUCAUUUGUGAGGUUUCGUUUGUUGGCCAGGUGAAGGCAUUUACAAAUGGUCGCUCUUGGGAGAUUCUAUCCUUCCAGAUUUACAUGCAUAUGGGGGACAGCAAGUACAGCUCAUUUUGCUACAAGUUCAUUUCAUCCGAAGAAGAAGCUUUCUCUAUUAUUCUCAGAAACCUCAGACGUUAAACAAGUAAUUGCUAAUUUGUUGAAGAAAUCUCUGCGAGGUAGUAAUCUCACCUCGGAAUUCACCUCGUCACAAGUAUGUAGCGAAUUAUCUACUCCUAUUUUUGAUAUCAGAAGAACAGAAGCAGGGUUUAAUAACACACCUCACACUUACUGCACAAUUAUUUCAAUUUUAGUCAGCGCCGAAAGAUAUGAAUGCGCACAGGAGGCGUUGAAAACUAUUGCCCUACAACAACCACCUGGUAAUAUAUUACAAACUCUAGCUGAAACAUGCAAAAAACGUAGUUUUAGAACUCUAAGAAUUGCUUUCAACAUGCUUUUCAGAUUGUAUGCGGAUGGUGGCAUGAUUGAUGAAGUCAAUGGAACUUUUGGCUACAUGAAAGUUCAGAGUUUGAGACCCGAUGUCCGAUCGUGCAACAAAUUUCUUGUUGCCUUGUGCAAGGUCAAUAAGGCAGAAACUGCUUUGACGUUUUUUAAUGAAAUCCUAGAAAUUGGGGUUGUUCCAAGCGCCCAUUCUUUUAGUAUUAUAUCCGAUGCUCUUUGCAAAGAAGGAAAAGUGGAAGAGGCUAGAGUGUUUCUUAGCAAAAUGAGAGAGAGAGAAUUUAGACCUGAUGCUUAUUCCUAUAAUUCAUUGCUGAAAUGGCAUAUAAGUAGAAGGGAUACUAGUGGAGCUCUUAGGGUUUUUAAAGAUUUUGCUAGCGACGGGAUUGCACCCAAUGUGGCAAGUUACACGCUCUUGAUUAAGGCAUUGUGCAAUUCGAGAAAGUUGGGGGAUGCGGAGAAGGCUUUUAAAGAUAUGCUUGAAAAGGGUAUUAUGCCCGAUGUUGUAAUAUAUACUUCGCUUAUACGUGGUUAUUGUACAGCAGGCAAUAUGAAGCAAGCAUUCAAGCUGCAUGAUGAGAUGACUUCAAAGGGUAUUUUGCCGAAUUUGUACACUUACGGUGAUAUUAUUGAUGGGCUGUGCAAGCUAGGGCAGAUGGAGGCUGCUGAAAUGGUUUUGUCUGAAAUGAAGAGCAAGGGAAUGGAUCCAAGUCAGGUUAUCUACAACAUUUUGAUUUAUGGGUAUUCCAAGAAAGGCAUGCUAGAUCGAGUUUUCCAGCUGCAAGAAGCAAUGGUUAGGGACAAGUUUGUUCCUGAUGUUUUUACUUAUAAUUCCAUUGUUAGUGGUCUGUGCAGAGUUAAAAAGACCGAGGAGGCGAGAACAUGGUUUGAUUUGAUGGUAAAGAAAGGUUUGUCUCCCAAUACAGUGAACUUCACAACGUUAAUUGACAUAUAUUGCAAGGAAGGAGACAUGGAAGAAGCAAUUAAGAUAUUUUCUAAAAUGCUUCAGAAUGGUUCAGAACCCAAUGGUAUAACCUACAAUGUGCUUAUUGAAGGAUAUUGCAAGAAGGGCUGUAUGGAGAAGGGUCUCGAGCUCAAGGAUGAGAUGAUAGGAAAAGGUUUUGUCCCAGAUGUUUUUACUUACACUUCUCUCAUCCAUGGAUUUACAACUACUGACAAGAUACAUGAAGCAAGAAGGCUAUUUGCUGAUAUGCAAGAGAGGGGUGUGGUUCCUAACGAUAUUACUUAUACAGCAAUGAUUUGGGGGCUCUGUAAGCACGUUAGAGUAGAGGAAGCCUUUAAGUUGUAUGAUGAGAUGAUCACGAAAGGUUUUGAUCCCGAUGAUCGAAUAUAUAAUUUACUCGUCAGUGGCCACCCCAAGUUUAAAGGCUCAAAUUAGGCUUGUUUUCUGGUGAAGAUAAACUGCAAAUCAUUCAGAUUUUUGAAAAAUGUCCUUGUUAAUUACAAAGGAACUGAAGAUAUCUGUAAGACGGGCUAAAUGGUGUGUUGACAUUUAAUUUGAUUGCUAACACCUCUUGAAGUUAUACUUUCAGGUGCCGCUAUU
Cryptomeria japonica (Japanese cedar) is the source of this 2127-nucleotide messenger RNA. Its product is annotated as pentatricopeptide repeat-containing protein At2g32630. Lineage: Eukaryota; Viridiplantae; Streptophyta; Pinopsida; Cupressales; Cupressaceae. Gene Ontology annotation, molecular function: protein binding. The coding region runs from base 109 to 1962 and encodes 617 amino acids. The record is from RefSeq and is a predicted model, not a curated record. The transcript has a single exon.